Messenger RNA from Penicillium samsonianum, 729 nucleotides. RefSeq lists its product as uncharacterized. The transcript has a single exon. The record is from RefSeq and is a predicted model, not a curated record. Gene Ontology annotation, biological process: base-excision repair. NCBI's taxonomy places the organism in Eukaryota, Fungi, Ascomycota, Eurotiomycetes, Eurotiales, Aspergillaceae. Gene Ontology annotation, cellular component: nucleus. Gene Ontology annotation, molecular function: DNA binding; catalytic activity. Bases 1 to 729 code for a protein of 242 amino acids.
AUGGAUGCGUCUUCUUUCGGACUCAUCCAGGAACAGCUUGCACAUGACCCCUUUCGUUUACUCAUUGCAACAAUUUUUCUCAAUCGAACCCGCGGUGGUGUUGCCUUGCCGAUCUUAUUCAAGGUCUUUGAACGAUACCCUACGAUCGAGGCGAUGGCAGAAGCAGACCUACCGGAACUCGUAUCGAUGAUAAACUGCCUGGGCUUUCAAAACCAACGUGCAAGGAAAUGCAUCACGUUGGCACAGACAUGGCUAUCAGAUCCCCCGAACAAAAGCAAAAGAUAUCGCAAGCUACACUACCCACGGAAACUGGACGGUCGAAAUGUUGGUCGUGAAGAAUGCAUUGAUGAAGAAGAUUUGCGAGUCGCAUGGGAGAUUGCACAUUUACCCGGAGUUGGAGCAUAUUCCCUUGAUAGCUGGAGAAUCUUCUGUCGUGAUGAGUUGCGUGGGAAAGCCUCUGACUGGAAAGGGACGGAUGCGACAGAGGUCGGGUUUGUGCCUGAAUGGAAGUGUGUUCUGCCUCACGACAAGGAGCUACGUGCCUAUCUUACAUGGAUGUGGCUGAAGGAAGGAUGGAUUUGGGAUUACAACACGGGUGAUCUGACACUUGCGAGUGACAAGAUGAUGAGAGCUGCGCAGAGUGGAGGGGUCGCUCGUGAAGAAGAGGGGAAUUGGGUACUGGAGACAUCCCCUGUCAAGGCUGUGAAUGGAUUGCAUGAAUCAGAUUGA